Molecule: messenger RNA, 2535 nt
Organism: Drosophila innubila
Lineage: Eukaryota; Metazoa; Arthropoda; Insecta; Diptera; Drosophilidae
Gene: NAAT1
Product: sodium-dependent nutrient amino acid transporter 1
Exons: 9
Coding region: 268-2199 (643 amino acids)
Biological process (GO): sodium ion transmembrane transport
Cellular component (GO): membrane
Molecular function (GO): L-amino acid transmembrane transporter activity
Source: RefSeq, a predicted model, not a curated record
UUCACGGCAUCACAACGCGACUCCGGACACGGCCUUAAAAAAAAAAUUGUGUGAGCCUCACACAUUCAGUUUGUGUAUUUAAUGGUACUCAGUCAAAAGUACGAGUACUCACAACAAUAAUAACAAUUACUUGGCAAAUUUGUUAUUAAAUUUGUAAUUUAAUUGAAUGUGCGGCAGUGCAGAAAAUCAAGUUAACAACCACAUUAACAGUAAUAGAUAAAAAAUUCAAGUAAAAUAAAUUUAUUUAAUUAAAUUGGGCCUUGCAACAUGGAAUUGAAGACAAUGCCACAGCAGUCUAACGGGGCCAAUGGCACCUCCAACAACAACAACAUUAACAACACCAACAACAGCAACAACAAAACAGACCAUCAUGAGAAGGAGGCACAAAGUUCGGAGAAGGAGCGUACGAAUUGGUCAAAUAGUCUGGAGUUUCUAAUGUCUUGCAUUUCGGUAUCCGUGGGAUUGGGAAAUGUCUGGCGAUUUCCAUUUACGGCCUAUGAAAACGGAGGCGGCGCCUUUCUUAUACCAUAUAUUAUAGUGCUCUUUCUGAUCGGCAAACCCAUGUAUUAUCUGGAGAUGAUCAUUGGACAGUUUACGAGUCAGGGCACGGUUAAGAUCUGGUCAAUCUGCCCCUCGUUUGUGGGCGUAGGCUAUGGACAGGCCUUUGGAUGUAUCUGUAUUAUCAGCUACUACUCCUCGUUGUUGGCAUUGACCCUGUACUAUCUAUUCGUGUCCUUUCAAGCCGAGUUACCCUGGUCCUUUUGCCGGGAUGAUUGGCUCAAUUGUGUUAACUCUAGUCCCGAACAAAAUGCUCGCUCCUUGUUGAGCAAUGUCAGCUCCCUGAUAACUUCGGAUAACUCAGCCAAUACUACGAAACUGCAAAGCAGCUCCGAACUAUAUUUUCUCGAUGUGGUUAUCAAGGAGAAAACGGAUAUUUCGGAUGGCAUUGGUACACCCGAUUGGAAAUUAGCCAUAGCGCUGUUCGUGUCCUGGGUUGUCAUAUUCCUGGUGAUAAUGCGAGGCGUUAAGAGUUCCGGAAAAGCGGCCUAUUUCCUGGCCCUGUUUCCCUAUGUGGUACUCUUCGCAUUACUUGGCAGGGCGGUCACUCUCGAGGGUGCUGUCGAUGGCAUCGUCUUCUUCCUGAAACCCCAAUGGGGUGAGCUGCUCAAUCCCACCGUUUGGAAGGAGGCGGUGGUCCAAUGUUUCUUCUCUUUGGCCGUGGGUUGUGGACCAAUCAUCAUGUUUGCCUCCUACAAUCGAUUCAAUCAUCCCAUUUACAGGGAUGCCAUGAUUGUUACCAGUUUGGAUACAUUGACGAGUCUUUUGGGUGGUAUUACCAUAUUCGCCAUAUUGGGCAAUUUGGCGCACAAUUUACAGAUUGAAAAUAUCAGGGAUGUUAUACGCAGUGGUACUGGCUUGGCUUUUAUUUCCUAUCCGGAUGCAAUAUCCAAAUUUCAGGCUGUUCCCCAAUUAUUUUCGGUUCUGUUCUUCUUCAUGCUCUUUGUAUUGGGCAUCGGAUCGAUUGUGGCACUGCAAAGCACAAUUGUGACCAUCAUUUGUGAUCAGUUCAAGUCCUGGAAAUACUGGAAGGUUGCGAUGACCACCUCCAUAUGUGGUUUUCUCAUGGGCUUGGUCUACAUAACGCCGGGAGGUCAAUGGAUUCUUACUUUGGUGGAUUUCUAUGGCGGCACCUAUGUGGUCUUCAUAUUGGCUAUCUUUGAGCUGGCCGGCAUUGUAUGGAUAUAUGGUCUGCAGAAUCUGUGCGAUGACAUAGAGUUUAUGAGCAAUAAAAAGGUGUCGUUUUAUUGGCGCAUUUGCUGGUUUUUCUUUACACCUGUGAUGAUGAUUGUGAUUUUCAUCUAUUCCAUGGUUACCAUCCAACCGAUCAAGUACAGUGAAACAUACUUUCCGCUUUCGGGAGAUAUUGCGGGAUGGGUGCUCUUUGCCGUUGGAGCUGCCCAAUUUCCACUCUGGGGUUGGUGGUACAUCAGCACCCACAAACGUGGCAGUUUUUCAAAGUCCUUCAUGGCUUCGAUGAGGCCCAGUGAUAAGUGGGGACCCGCCAAUCCACAGAUCCGACGAGAUUGGCUCAUUUUCAAGAGCGAAGCUUUUGCGAAACGGUCGGCUAAAGCGAAAUCCGAUAAGUUGGGAUUCUUUAGGCAAAAACUGGUCAAUCUGUUUGGCAACACCAGCGUCUAGUCAAGCCACUGAGAUUAGUUAUAUUGUAUUAUGUAUAUAUGUAUUAUAUGCCUAGUUAUAAUCGUAAUGCCAGCCUCAGCCUCUAUGAAGCCGAUGGUACUGCUCAGCAAAAAUCUAAUUGAUAAACGAUCUUAAGUCCGCUUUAAGCCCGAACCCUGGGUAUUAUAACCCACCCGAUAAAUCUUUAACCUUUUAUUUACUAUCAUAUCUUUUUUUUUUUUUUGUAUUAUUUGUACAUAAAUAUUGUAGUUGUAAAUCGCGUUGCUUUUGUGUCUUAAUUUGUUGUAAAAUACGUUAAUUCCAAUACUGUGCCGAAAUAAAUUAUUUUUAUUACAA